Messenger RNA from Capsella rubella, 1273 nucleotides. Its product is annotated as protein YIPF1 homolog. Gene Ontology annotation, cellular component: membrane; Golgi apparatus. Gene Ontology annotation, molecular function: small GTPase binding. The coding region runs from base 169 to 999 and encodes 276 amino acids. Gene Ontology annotation, biological process: vesicle-mediated transport. The transcript is spliced from 6 exons. NCBI's taxonomy places the organism in Eukaryota, Viridiplantae, Streptophyta, Magnoliopsida, Brassicales, Brassicaceae. The record is from RefSeq and is a predicted model, not a curated record.
CUCCACGUACAACGACGGAGGAGAGAAGAAAACCCAGAAACCUUACAAAUUAAGAGAAAGGGACGAUCGUUUCUCUUUUCUCCGAUCUUAUCGAUUUUUGAAUGAGAUUAGAAGAACAUAUCUUCUAAGCUUUACUCUUAUAUUGACUCUCUCUCUUUGUUCGAUUCCAUGGAUGAGUCGUUUGCUAAUCUACAGACGAGCCAUUUGCUUGGUUCAGUCCCUGCUGUGAUCAGCGACGACAAGAGAAGCACAAAUGUACCUAUAGCAAGCGUAAAUGAAGGCCCUUCGGCAAACAUGCAAAUAUUCCCACCAAAUCUAGGAAACAAUGCAAAGGGUUAUCAAACUCUUGAGAGCCCAACAGAAGGACCUCCUGAACAACAGCCAUCAAACAACUGGAAGGGCUUUUUUAACGUCUACUCAUAUACUCAAUACUUCGAUGUAGACACAGACGUUGUUUUGAACAGAUUGAUGAGCUCACUGUAUCCCACUAGUGGAGAUUUUUUCAACAAGAUUGAUGCAAACCCUGAUUUGUAUGGACUUGUUUGGAUCUGCACUACGCUUGUGUUUGUGCUUGCUUCUCUCGGAAAUUGUGCCACGUAUCUUGUGAAGAAACGAACCCACAGUGAUGCUCCGUGGAUCUUUGAUGUGAACUAUAUGAAUUUGGCAGCAUCUAUAAUCUAUGGCUAUGCAAUAAUUGUGCCUCUGGGAUUUUAUUUCUCACUCCGGUAUAUGGGGUCCAAAGCUGAUCUUCUAAGAUUCUGGUGCCUUUGGGGAUACUCUCUCUUCAUUUUCGUUCCUGCAUCUCUUCCAUUGCUUAUUCCGGUAGAGUUUCUGAGAUGGGUUAUUAUACUCUUAGCUGGUGGCGCAUCAUCGUCCUUUGUUGCCCUGAAUCUACGGUCUUAUUUAGAGACGAACAAUGAUAUCACGGUUGUAAUGGCUGCAGCUUUUGGUCUGCAAAUGGUUCUUUCAAUCUUCAUCAAGGUCUGGUUCUUUCCAUAAUCUCCACAACACCCAAGAAAAACAAAUAUGUAAAAACCUUGAGAUUUUGAUGUGCUGUAGUAGAACAGAGAAUGUCAUUACCAGAGAAUGAAACACCCAAAAGUAAAAGAAGGAACAAAUACACUGAAUCAUGGAUUCGUUUUUAAUGGCUUAGUUUGAUGGUUGUUUUGCUUGUAACUAUUGUGUGUUUUUUGUCUGUCUUGUUAUCUCUUCUUUGCUUGUGGAGUAAGAAUAUUCAAAAGGAAGAAAAUUUUCAAGAUUUAUUGCAUUUUAA